Daphnia pulex (common water flea) is the source of this 3421-nucleotide messenger RNA. RefSeq names its product arf-GAP with Rho-GAP domain, ANK repeat and PH domain-containing protein 3-like (gene RhoGAP15B). The record is from RefSeq and is a predicted model, not a curated record. Gene Ontology annotation, biological process: signal transduction. Bases 171 to 2852 code for a protein of 893 amino acids. NCBI's taxonomy places the organism in Eukaryota, Metazoa, Arthropoda, Branchiopoda, Diplostraca, Daphniidae. The transcript has 6 exons.
CUCAGCAUUCUCACCAGAUGGCAUUCGUUUCUUGUCAAAACCAAAACAAAGGUGUGGGUUAGUAACUUCGUACGAAACUUCAGAUAAAAAAAGGAAUUGUUUCGUGGUUAGUUUUUAACAUACUAGUGUGACACCGUGAUCAACGUACCUACUUAACUAUUUGGCUACAAAUGGCCUACGAGCAGGAAGACCUUUACGAGAAUGUUGUCUUCCGGAAUUCACAAAUCGUUUACCCCCCAGAUAUGGCCAGCAACUUGACUCCAGCUACUGCUGCCGAUUCAAGGAUGUUUCGGCUAGAUUCCCGGCAAGAAACCUCCAAGCCAACACGACCUCGCCAAAGCCUGUUAGAUGCUUUCGAUCCAGUACUCCAGAGAAAAUCAAUAGCAACAUCAAAUCGACCAAAGCACUCUGAAUUGCUAAAGUUGAGUCAUAUUGAUUUCACAGAUGUUUCUGCGCCACCUCCCUUGCCCAAAAGAAAUGCCAGCUUCAAGGUUCACCAGUACGACCCUGUGGCAAUUGAAAACGGACGAGUUGAAUUUGAAUUGAAGGUAGAAAAAGUUCCAGCUCGGGUUCUGCCAGAUGGUGAGUCAUCUGCCACCAGCGAAGAAGAGGAAGAAUUCCCUGCUUGCCCAUCUGCACCCCGAAAUGCAACCCACAAGCAGAAAGUCAAAGGUCUGAUGAACAAAGUUACUAACGUAGACUGGUUAACUGGGCUAAAAAGACUUUCUACUAAUGUGUCACUGGCAUCGAAAGACUCGGAUCAGUUGGAUUGCAGUAGCAUUACUACACAGCAAAUGAAACUAGGUUCCACAGAUGGCUUAGGCCAUGCCGGUAUGCUUAGCUGGAGCAUAACUGGCAGCAAGAAAGAUCCACAGAGUUUGUGGACAGAAUUGAAAAACCGUGUUUUGUACGCGUACGCUGCCCAAAGAACCGAAGCCCCGGUCUACGUGAUAAAUCUGGAAAAACUCGUGUCAAUUGGUCUCUCUCGCGCCGAAGAUUUACUCUGCUUUGAGCUAGCAAGUUCCAAGGAAAAAUCCAAGAUCCUCAUAACGGUGAAUACUGAAAAAGAACGCUUCAAAUGGAUGGAGUGGAUAUUAGAGGACGCCUUUGGACACACAUUUUCAUCCGAGUUACGGAGAUGCUUCACUCGCUGCGGUCGGGUAUUCAUCAAAGACGGCAUUACGGGAGAAUGGCAAAUAGCUUGGCUACUCAUCCAGUCGCACAGCAAAAAGCUCUGGGUUAAGAAAGCGGUCGGUCCAAUCAUCUGUGAAGAUUUACGCAAAGUCCAUUCCGUGUCUCAAUUGAGCGAUGGCGGAGGAAGUCCCUACGCCCUUCAAGUUGGUUCGCCAAUAGUUAUUCACUGGGCCGACCACACGUGCUACAUUCAAAGCGAUCUCAAAGCCGAAACGGAAGCCUGGUAUCAUUUGAGCCGGGCCGUGGCUCUCCAAUCCGGUACCGAUUUGGGGGAUCACCAACUCACGGCUGACGAUGUUCCCGUUCUGGUCGAAUGCUGCAUCAAAUUCAUCGAAACCUACGGCAUGCUCACGGAGGGUAUUUACAGAAGAAGUGGAGUACAAUCCAAAAUCAAUCGAUUACUGGUCGGACUCCGCUACGACGCCUGGAAUGUUCAUAUUUCGUGUGAGGAAUAUACCGAACACGAUGUUGCUAACGUUCUCAAACGGUUCUUGCGCACAUUACCUGAACCGCUGCUCACUAAUGAGCUCUAUUCCCAGUGGAUUGAUGGUCUAGCCAUGGACAGUCACGAGCAUCAGUUGGACCUGUACAAGCACCUAAUUAGUGGACUACCCCACGUCAACAGGCGAACAUUACGAAAACUAUUAGGCCACUUGCACGCCGUGCAAAAUAAAUGUGAGAAGAAUUUAAUGUCCGUCAGCAAUUUAGCAGCUCUUUGGGGCCCUAAUUUGAUGACGGUCGAAAGCGCACGUGAUCACACUUCAAAUUUCAGCCACACAAACGCUGAAACGGAUGUCGUACUUCAGUUGAUUCAAUACUAUCCCUGGCUAUUUGACGUUGAUCGAGAGAAACUAGCCGUAAACGAUCAGAUCUCGGAAAUGCAAGAAAGGUUGGAACAGGGUGCGUUUGCCAAAAAGACGGCCGGAGAUAUCCGUACUUGGAUAUUCAGCGAACUAGUCGACCAGGACGUCGCCGUCGAGAUUGGACCAAGGGUAAAGGUCUGUGACGUCUUACCUGGAUUACGAUCUGCCGACUGUAAACCAAGUGGCGCUAUCUUGAUGGAAUCCAUUUGCCAGGGUGAUCUCAGGAGACCGCUGCACUUCAAAGAAUUGUUACUACCAGCUUUGCUCAAAUGGGCAGACUGGUCUGAGGAGUAUCGUAAAGAUAACCAACUUGUUUUCGGCCGCCAUCCCGUCAUAGAUAAGCUCUGUUUGAACGACAAGAUCCUAUUAUCUAAAUCGAUGUUCGAAGUUCACUAUUCCGGUCCCAAGAGUAAAGGAUUCCGGCAAUGUCCUUUUGAAUUCUGCCAAGCCAGAUUUACAAUCCUCAAAGAUCUUAAGGUUAAAUCCCCAUCGAAUGUUCAAGAUAGUUUUGUGAUCAGUUUUACGUUUAAACACAAAAUUCAAUUACAGAAUCAUACGGUCCACGGUCGCUGGGAUUUGGAGAACAUUUUGUGGUACCUCGGAGGUGAUUCAAAACGUAACACUCCCACAAGAUGGUGCGUUACCUUUAUCGAGAGAGAUGUUCCUGUUCCCAAAAAGGGUCACCUAUUUCUUGGCCACUGCAUGUCUUUCGCAACCGAAAAUGAUUACUUGACGUUUUUAAAGUCUCUUAUCCUGACCGAGUUUGAAGGCGGCAUUUCUGGAUUCGUCGUUUGAAAAACAAAAAAAAACUAUUUUAGCUCACGCACAAUUUUUAGUGAUCAAACAACAGAUACCGAUUAUUUAGACCACGAAAUUUAAUCCUUGAUUUGAAGAAAUUUGCUGAAGAUGGAUAAUUGUUUUUUAAAUUUUUGACACGACUUUUUACUUACCAACGUCCAAAUCCACAUUUUCCUGGCGUUGUUUUUGCAAUAUUACUUACAAGUGAACUUUCUAUUGACUAGAAAUUCAGCGCACUCUCGACAAGUCGUCACACGCACAUUUGAUUUUUGUAAUACCUUUUUCUGUGCAAUUUUAUCUUGCAAUCGUUGCCAUUUUUACCCAACAUUUCACUCGAAGGACGAGUGGGAAUUCCAAUUCCUUUCCACUUGAAAGUCGGGGCUGAGGUUGUUCCAUAGCUUCUCAAGAAUAGUUGGGACCACAAAGUGAUUACUUUUUGUUCUUUUGAAAAAACCUGCUCUCAAAAGCAUUCUAUCCUUUUUGGAAAACAAUUGUUGUUACAUGUUAGUCUUAGAACAAUGAAGCAAACAAAAAGAAACCUAAUACACUUAUAAUUUUGGAUAGAA